AUGGAACAGUACUUGCGAUCCUGGCGGCAGGACGCGUUCAAUCGCGGCCAGCAUGAAUCUGCUAUCUACAUUGGAGACAAGGUUCUAGCACUCACUAACAGUGACGCGGAUGCCUUCUGGCUAGCUCAAGUCCAUUUCUCCAACAACAACUACACACGCGCGUUAGCUCUUCUCUCCCGCGGCGACCUUGUUUCACGAAACCCCGCCUGCCGUUACCUUGCAGCCCACUGUUACAUAAAACAAAACCAAUUCGAACAGGCCCUCAGUAUCCUGGGCGAAAAUAAUCCCACAGACUUGAUCCGCAGCAACGAUAAUAGCCGCCGAAAGAUUCAGCAUCUCAAUGGGCAAAACCACAUCACAUCGCGCAAUGGGAAAACAUCAACAAGUCGUGGUGAGCGGGUGGAGGACGAAGAAGGAGAUGAUGACGGCAAUAUCAAAUUUGAAGCAUCUAUGUGCUACUUGCGAGGCCUCUGUUUUGCAAAGCAGAAUGCAUUCGAUCGUGCUCGGAGCUGCUACCAGGAUGCGGUACGGAUCGAUGUGCAGUGUUUUGAGGCUUUUGACCAGCUCAUGAAAAACUCGCUCAUGUCCCCCACCGAGGAGCUUGAGUUUCUUGAGUCUUUAGAUUUCGAUUCAGUCACCUCGCCGGAACCUUCUAUUGCCCAAGAAGCAGCCGACUUCACUAAAAUGCUUUACACCACUCGCCUCUCCAAAUAUUCCUCACCCACAAUCCUGUCGAAUGCCACCGAAACACUUUCGACACACUACAACCUCGCCCAAAAUCCCGACAUAUUGCUAUCUCGUGCUGAGACGCUAUACACCCAGUGUCGGUUCACAGAAGCCCUUGAACUGACUUCUUCCAUCCUCUCCACCGCCCAGUCGAAUGAAUUAGCGAAUACCAGCAACAACAGUAUCCCUGCUCAUAAUCAUCUGGGCCAUGCACCCGCAGUGUACCCUUUACAUUUGGCUUGUCUCUACGAGACAGGUGCCACCAACGCCCUUUUCUUACUAUCACAUUUGCUGGCUGAUCAUGCACCGGAGGAGCCUUACACAUACUUGGCUAUUGGAGUUUACUAUCUCGCGGUUUCUAAAAUCGCGGAAGCACGGCGGUUCUUCUCCAAAGCCUCUUUACUCGACCCUCACUCGGCACCGGCCUGGAUUGGCUUUGCCCAUACCUUCGCUGCCGAGGGCGAGCAUGAUCAGGCAAUUGCGGCUUACAGUACAGCCGCACGACUAUUCCAGGGUAGUCACCUGCCACAGCUGUUCCUGGGGAUGCAGCAUCUCGCCCUGAACAACAUGUCCCUAGCCCACGAGUAUCUCUGUGCUGCUUUUGCCAUGUCAACUGGGUCUGCCCCAGGCACUACUGCUACUCCUGGCAAAUCGCCGUUAACGCCCCUGAACGGUGACCCUCUAGUACUUAACGAGCUUGGUGUUGUGUUUUAUCAUCAGAAUAACCUUACACCCGCAGUCGAACUCUUUCGACAAGCACUGAAGUUGGCGGGCUCUCUUCAUUGCGAACCAGGCGCCUGGGUCGCGACCCGUGCCAACCUGGGUCAUGCAUUACGUCGAAUGGGCCUUCUGAAGGAUGCACUACGUGAGUUCGACGAGUGUCUGCGUGUAGGUGCCGGAGGCAGCAGUAUGGGCUACUCCCCAUUCCUGGGUGGUGGCGUGGGUGGAUCCGCCGCCGUCGCAACCGCCUCUGGUGUUGGGGGCUACGAAGACCGGGGAUUGGUUGGGUCGCUUCACACCUCGAGAGGUCUGCUCCUAUUGGAGCUCGGACGAACCGGUGAGGCUGUUACAGCCUUGCACGAAGCCGUGCGUGUUUUAGGGGCCAGCGGGGGCGGAGACGCUGCCGGGGGAGCUGGGGUUGCGGGGACGCUACUUUCGCGAGCCUUGGAGCUUUGGUCGUUGGAGGGCCGUGAACAAGAUCGCCAAGCCUUGAAGGCGUUGGAAGCAGGGACCCGAUCGUCGAACUCGCAUUCUUACAAUAAAAGUUCGUCAUCCCGCUCGCGUGAGACCCGCAGGGAACGUCCGGCACCAGAGCCCCGGCGGCGUGUUCCAGCUGAGGCGUACCAAGAAGAAUGGACAAGUGAGGUCACACAUGCAGCGACACCUGAACCAGCCGAAUCCGGAACUAUGGAGCAGCAUAUUGAGAUGGACCUAGAUGAGGAGGCUGAUGGACUUUUGCGCCGAGCGUUGGGUCGAGUGCGCCCGGGGCGGCGCCGCCCAGCCUUACCCGCCACGCCGGACACAGACAUGCAUGAGACUCCGCCUCGGAGCCGUCAUCGAUCUACUCGGAGUGAAUCCCGACAAUGA
Penicillium longicatenatum is the source of this 2313-nucleotide messenger RNA. RefSeq names its product anaphase promoting complex subunit CDC16. Lineage: Eukaryota; Fungi; Ascomycota; Eurotiomycetes; Eurotiales; Aspergillaceae. The coding region runs from base 1 to 2313 and encodes 770 amino acids. The record is from RefSeq and is a predicted model, not a curated record. Gene Ontology annotation, biological process: cell division. Gene Ontology annotation, molecular function: protein binding. The transcript has 2 exons.